AAUUGAGAUGAAUUAGAAAAAGCUUCUUGGUGGUGAUCGAUACUAGUCGGUGCUUUCAGUAGUCUUAUCAACUCCCGAGUCAACAAUGAUCCAAUAAAUUACCCGCUUAGAAAACAAAAAAACAAAAGUACCCAAGACGACGUCAUUUGAGGCUUACACCCGACAACACUCUCGUCUCGAGUCUCUUCCCCAGCCACUGCCCAACGUCUCUCCCCCUUUUCUCUCCACCUGCGCAGACUGCCAGACAACCCCACGCUUCUCUCUCUGCCCGUUUCCCUCGCUUCUCUGUGAUUUCCGCUUGCCGCCGUCCAUGCCUUCCGUGUCGGUUCAUGCCGCGCCGCUCUCUACAGUUCCGAUCACCGAAACCGUGAAGCUCCGCUGCACCGCGUGCGCCACAAAGCUCCGCGUCACCAAGCCUCUGUUUCCCUAGCCCGACACCGUCCUUCUCUUUCUCUCCUCUGCACCUUCGCUCACCGUGGAACGUCCAGCGACGCCGCUCCCGCUCUCGGUUUCCGACACCGUGUCUCGGUAUUAGGCUGACCGCGGUGACCAACGAAGGCCAUCGGAGCCUGCGUGACGCCUCCACGACGCCCAUCUCCUCCGCCACUGACGAAUUCGUACGAAACCGACGUGGAGGCUGCAGCACCACAAGCCCAGGAACACGGCACCAUUCAAUUCGUGAGGUUCCAUCACCGAGUCCAGUCGAACACCGCUUCAAUGGUGAGAGAGUUUUAAUGUAGUCAUGGCUACAAGCAAGUCUCGAACAAGCAGCUUCUCUCGCAACCUCACAGCCGUACCCUCGUCUAAUACGCCCGGGCUCAAGUAUGGUCCCAAUGGCACGAUCUUUAUCUCAUCUGGGAUACCAGACCUCGACAAGAUUUUAGGCGGUGGGUUUGCUUUGGGAAGCCUAGUCAUGGUGAUGGAAGAUGCAGAAGCACCUCAUCACAUGCUUUUGUUGAGGAACUUUAUGUCUCAAGGACUUGUUCACAAGCAACCCCUUCUGUAUGCCAGUCCAUCCAAAGACCCAAAAGGAUUUCUGGGCACUUUGCCUAGUCCAAGGCCAUGCAAAGACGAUAAAGAUAAGUCUCGUGAUCAUGAUCCUGAACAGGAGGGUUUGAGGAUUGCUUGGCAAUAUAAGAAGUACUUUGCUGAACAUCAGCAGACUUUUGAUAAUACUAGAGAUGGUAAGCAUGAGUACUGCAAUGACUUUGACUUGCGGAAGCCUCUAGAAAGGCACUUUCUAACCGGUCAGCAUAUAGAUUGUGUCAGCAUUCUACAUAAUUCAGAUCUUGUUGCUCUUCGUGACCGUUGUGCUACAUUUAUCACUCAAUUUCCAAGAAAUGAUGGCAGCAUCGCCUCCGCUGGUCGUAUUGCCAUUCAGUCGUUUUGUGCUCCACAAUGCGAAUAUUCCAAUGUGGAAUGGGAUAUGCUUUCCUUAAUCAGAUCUCUGAGAAGCAUGAUCCGGUCUUCUAAUGCAGUUGCUGUUGUGACAUUUCCACCUUCCCUUCUUUUGCCAUCAGUCUCUAAACGAUGGCAGCACAUGGCAGACACUUUGCUGUCUGUCAGAGCAAUCCCAGACGAGGACAAGGAAUUGGCAAACCUGCUCACUGGUUAUCAAGACAUGGUCGGUCUUUUGAAUGUACACAAAGUAGCGCGCAUUAAUACACAGGUCCCUGUGAUUCUUGACGCAACAACAUUCUCAAUAAAGUUGCAAAAGCGGAGGUUUUUAGUUUUAGAGUGUCUGAAUCAAGCCCCAAUUGAUGGUGCAUCUGGGAACUCAUAUGGCACUUCUGCAAGUUGUUCCGCGUCUUCAAGGACUGGGACCCUUGAUUUCUAGGUCCUAACAUGAUCUCACUGGUCCCAAUCACCAUUAAACAUUUCUACUUAGUUACUUCGAGAAUGGUUGAGACAUUGCCAGAAGAAAUGAUGGUCUGUGCUUCCAAUGUCCUUCAGGUUUCCCAUAUUCAACUGACCUUAAGUUAUAUAUACUUGGUAGCAAAUCACAAUAGAAAGAAGUGACUUCUUCCAUUUGGUUAUUUAAUAGGGAAUAAUUUUUUCUUUUCUUAAAACCAAACUAAAUAAUGAAAUAGCUAUUUCAUGUUGAACAAAGCAAAUAUAUCCUUAAAACUAGUUGUAUUGUAUUCUUUCA
Molecule: messenger RNA, 2149 nt
Organism: Juglans regia (Persian walnut)
Lineage: Eukaryota; Viridiplantae; Streptophyta; Magnoliopsida; Fagales; Juglandaceae
Product: elongator complex protein 4
Exons: 12
Coding region: 743-1837 (364 amino acids)
Biological process (GO): tRNA wobble uridine modification
Cellular component (GO): cytoplasm; transcription elongation factor complex; elongator holoenzyme complex
Source: RefSeq, a predicted model, not a curated record